Molecule: messenger RNA, 1897 nt
Organism: Carlito syrichta (Philippine tarsier)
Lineage: Eukaryota; Metazoa; Chordata; Mammalia; Primates; Tarsiidae
Gene: SLC6A13
Product: solute carrier family 6 member 13
Exons: 15
Coding region: 89-1897 (602 amino acids)
Biological process (GO): sodium ion transmembrane transport; neurotransmitter transport
Cellular component (GO): plasma membrane
Molecular function (GO): gamma-aminobutyric acid:sodium:chloride symporter activity
Source: RefSeq, a predicted model, not a curated record
ACACUUUAAAUAGCCAGCACCUUCCCCUUCCCCCUCAGACAAUUCUUCUGCCCCGCUGGACUUCUGGCAGCAGCUUCACUAAGGUGGGAUGGAUAACAGGGUCUCAGGCACAACCAGUAAUGGAGAGACAAAACCGGUGUGUCCAGUCAUGGAAAAGACGGAAGAAGAUGGCACCCUCGAGCGGGGGCACUGGAAGAACAAGACGGAGUUUGUGCUGUCAGUGGCCGGGGAGAUCAUUGGCUUAGGCAACGUCUGGAGGUUCCCCUAUCUCUGCUACAAAAAUGGGGGAGGUGCCUUCUUCAUUCCCUACCUCAUCUUCCUCUUUACCUGUGGCAUUCCCGUCUUCCUUCUGGAGACAGCACUGGGCCAGUACACUAGCCAGGGAGGCAUUACAGCCUGGAGGAAGAUCUGCCCCGUCUUUGAGGGCAUCGGCUACGCCUCCCAGGUAAUCGUCAUCCUCCUCAACUUCUACUACAUCGUGGUCCUGGCCUGGGCGCUCUUCUACCUCUUCAGCAGCUUCACCUUCGACCUUCCCUGGGGCAGCUGCCGCCACGAGUGGAACACAGAACACUGCGUAGAGUUCCAGAAGACCAACGGCUCCCUGAAUGGAACCGCUGAGAACGCCACCUCCCCUGUCAUCGAGUUCUGGGAGCGGCGGGUCCUGAAGAUCUCGGAUGGCAUCCAGCACCUGGGCGCCCUGCGCUGGGAGCUGGCCCUGUGUCUCCUGCUGGCCUGGAUCAUCUGCUACUUCUGCAUCUGGAAGGGGGUCAAGUCCACCGGCAAGGUGGUCUACGUCACAGCCACAUUCCCUUACCUCAUGCUGGUGGUCCUGUUAAUUCGAGGGGUGACGCUGCCCGGGGCAACCCAAGGAAUUAAGUUUUACCUGUACCCAGACCUCACGCGCCUCUGGGAUCCCCAGGUGUGGAUGGACGCGGGCACCCAGAUCUUCUUCUCCUUCGCCAUCUGUCUAGGGUGUCUGAUGGCCCUGGGCAGCUACAACCAGUACCACAACAAUUGCUACAGGGACUGCAUCGCCCUCUGCCUUCUCAACAGCGGCACCAGCUUUGUGGCCGGGUUUGCCAUCUUCUCCAUCCUGGGCUUCAUGUCUCAGGAGCAGGGAGUGCCCAUUUCCGAAGUGGCCGAGUCAGGCCCCGGCCUCGCGUUCAUUGCCUACCCCCGGGCCGUGGUGAUGCUCCCCUUCUCUCCUCUGUGGGCCUGCUGUUUCUUCUUCAUGGUUGUUCUCCUGGGACUGGACAGCCAGUUUGUGUGCGUAGAAAGCCUGGUGACAGCGCUGGUGGACAUGUACCCCCGCGUGUUCCGCAAGAAGAACCGGAGGGAGGUCCUCAUCCUCGGCGUGUCCGUCGUCUCCUUCCUCGUGGGACUGGUCAUGCUCACGGAGGGUGGCAUGUACGUGUUUCAGCUCUUCGACUACUAUGCGGCGAGUGGCAUGUGUCUCCUGUUUGUGGCCAUCUUUGAGUCCCUCUGUGUGGCUUGGGUUUACGGAGCCCGGCGCUUCUAUGACAACAUUGAAGACAUGAUUGGCUACAGGCCGUGGCCUCUUAUCAGAUACUGUUGGCUUUUCCUCACUCCAGCCGUGUGCACAGCCACCUUCCUCUUCUCCCUGAUCAAGUACACUCCGCUGACCUACAACAAGAAGUACACGUACCCUUGGUGGGGGGACGCCCUGGGCUGGCUCCUGGCGCUGUCCUCGAUGGUCUGCAUCCCCGCCUGGAGCGUCUACAAACUCGGCACCCUCAAGGGCUCCUUCCGAGAGAGACUCCGCCAGCUCGUGUGCCCAGCUGAGGACCUGCCUCAGCGGAGCCAAGCAGCACCGCCCACUCCUGCCAGCCCCAGGACGUCACUGCUCAGACCCACAGAGCUCGAGUCUCACUGCUAG